UGAGGUUAUAUGAGUUGUCAAAUGGUAACGUCAAAUGUUGUCAAGGAAAAUAAAUCUGUGAUAUGGAUGUAACAACAUUGUUUAAAGCCUGUGUUAAAACAGUGCGAACCACAAACAAAUCUCUGGGGGUCAAGGAUCAAAAGUCCGGAGUUUUAAAAAUUCAAAAAGAUGCGAACCUGUCAAAGGCAAAAGAAAUUGUUAAACAAAUCACUCACCUCCAAAAUUUCCUAUUGGAAAAUAAAGCUGCUUAUCUAAAUGUAUUAAAUUACCUAUCCACUAAUAAAACAAUGACAGAAAUUGACCGAGAGCAGAUCGACUCCGCCGCAGAAAGAAUCGUGAGUUCUUGUACCACUCUAAUAAAUGACUACAAAGCACAGAUUGAAAAAUUACCCAAAACCCCUCAAAGACAAGAACAUUAUAACAACAUAAUAACCUCACUGGAAAAGUACUUGAAAACAGUCAGCAAAAUUUACACAGAAGCAAAAGCUGUGCGAGUAAAACGCGUAAUUGAAACUCAUAAACUAUCAAAAUUGGAAACGACCCCAUCCAAACACAAUUCAACAGAUGUACCAAGUAAAAGAGACUUGGAAGUAAACCCAAACAAAAAGCAGUCAUUCAGUCCAACAUUAACACAGCCAGACCUAGAGAAUGAACUGUCUGCAGAAGAAAUGCAGAUGUUUGAAUCAGAAAAUGAAUUCCUCUUCAAUGAACUCAAUAGUAUCUCAGAUGAGGUCAAGCAAAUGGAAGGCAAAGUGGUACAUAUUGCUGAACUACAAGAAAUGUUCACAGAAAAAGUGUUGCAACAAGAAAAAGACAUUGAGAGGAUAGCCACCACUGUGGCUAAUUCUACAGACAACAUGAGGGAUGCUAAUGAACAAAUUCGUCAAGCAAUCCAACGUAAUGCAGGGUUAAGGGUGUGGAUUUUGUUCUUUAUGUUGGUAAUGUCAUUUUCCUUACUUUUCUUGGACUGGUAUAAUGAUUAAUGUAUUUAUUUAUUGGUGAUGUUUUAUAUUUUUAUUAAAAUUAUUGUUAAAUAUC
Aethina tumida (small hive beetle) is the source of this 1038-nucleotide messenger RNA. RefSeq names its product syntaxin-18. The record is from RefSeq and is a predicted model, not a curated record. Lineage: Eukaryota; Metazoa; Arthropoda; Insecta; Coleoptera; Nitidulidae. Gene Ontology annotation, biological process: retrograde vesicle-mediated transport, Golgi to endoplasmic reticulum. The transcript has a single exon. The coding region runs from base 63 to 983 and encodes 306 amino acids. Gene Ontology annotation, cellular component: membrane; SNARE complex; endoplasmic reticulum.